This is a messenger RNA of Olea europaea var. sylvestris, 3110 nucleotides long. Its product is annotated as histone-lysine N-methyltransferase, H3 lysine-9 specific SUVH6-like. Bases 316 to 2877 code for a protein of 853 amino acids. NCBI's taxonomy places the organism in Eukaryota, Viridiplantae, Streptophyta, Magnoliopsida, Lamiales, Oleaceae. The transcript is spliced from 2 exons. Gene Ontology annotation, molecular function: protein binding; histone methyltransferase activity; zinc ion binding. Gene Ontology annotation, cellular component: nucleus. The record is from RefSeq and is a predicted model, not a curated record.
UGUCACCUACAAAUGUGUGAUUUGCGAUUAAGUUUGUAUAUGUGACCUACAAAUUUUAUUUUUGUGAUUGUGACUGUGACUGCGUGAUUUGUGAGUCGUUGACAGGACACCUAUUUCAUUCCAAUUAUCAGAAGUGUUGAAUUCCAUUAGUGAUCAUUUGCUUCAUUAAUUAUCGUUAUUAUUCUUGAAAAGGCUGGAUCAUAUCCCAGUUACUUGAACCACCGGUCCACCUCUGUGUCAAAUGUUUUCCUUGUCUAGCAGUUGGGCUGUGGGAAAUUUAAUUUCUUGGUUUUGGUUAAAGAUUAUGGUUUCACUAUGAACGGUGGAUUAAGCCGAGAGAAUUCGAGCAAGCAAGAAUUGGAGAAUGGUUUUAUACCCAAAUACAAGCACCGGAAAGUCUCUGCUUAUCGGAAUUUUCCCCCUAGGUGUGGCGGUAAUAAUGGCCCAAUAGGUUUGCAACCUGAUGAAAAGAGUAAUAAAGAGGGCGAAGUUUAUACAUUAAAGAGUUUGCCACCAGGGUUGCCAGUCACAAAUGGCAGUAUUAAGCAAGGGACUUCCCCUAGGCCGAGUGAUAAAUACCGUCAGCGAAGAGUAUCUGCUCUUCGUGACUUCCCUCCUUUAUGUGGAAGAAAUGCCCAUCGGAAAACUGAAGAAGAGCCACAAGGGAACACUUCUACGAAUGAUGACCUUGUUACGAAAAUUAAGGAAACUAAAGUAAGUGUGUUCGACGAGAUUAUGACGAUUUCUCAAAAAGAGUGUUUUUAUGGAGUCGAAAAGGUUGAUGAGGAAACACGAUCAGCUGAGACGCUGAAGUAUGGUAUUGGAAGAGUGCCAUCGGUAGAGCUAUUGACUGACAAUGUUAACCUUGGUGCUUCUCAAGAGACAUUGAGGACUAUUGCGGAUGGUGUUCCAAUGAAACAGAUAACGAAUGGUGGUUUAGGAGAUGAUGACAUUGAGAAAACUGAACACCAAGUAUCCAUGCCUGGAGCAAUCGAUAAUUGCGAUGAGGAUACUGAAGGGUCAGUGGUGAAGGAAAUUGCUUCUUACUCAGGGCAUGAAGUUCAUAUGGAGGUUGUGCAGUGCCUGAUGGCGGCACCAUAUUGCCCUUAUAGGCAGAAGAAAGUAAUCAGUUGGCAACAGAAGUAUAAAUCUGUUGCUAGGAAAAGUUGUCUUAAAGAAGACAACUCAGGAAGGCCUUCUAGGAAAAAGAUGGUUCGUGUUUCUGGCGAUUCAGAUGGAAGCCCAAGUGCAUUUGCAAUUGUGAAGGAUGAGGAAGAUUUUGGUGCAAAUGAUAAACUGCGUGAUUUUGUCCUCUGUCUACCUGCUUAUGGCUGUCGCAACAAUUUCAGUCACGAUGAUGCUCGCAACAGAGUGAUAGAGGCUCUUCACCUGUUUCAUGUUCAUUGUAGAAAGCUAUUGCGAGAAGAAGAAGCAAAGUUUGAGCUAGAAGAGAGAGGAAAAUCAAGGAAACUCGAAAAUUCACCCUUAAGGAUCGAUCUUCGUGCAGCAAAGAUCAUCAAAGAGAAAAGAAAAGAAGUUCAAAUGGGAAAGCAAUUUUUGGGUGAAGUACCUGGAAUUCACGUAGGUGACGAGUUUCAGUACCGGGUAGAGCUUUCUAUUGUCGGUAUUCACCACCCAUACCAAGCUGGUAUAGAUUUCAUGAAGCACAACGGACUACUAGUUGCGACUAGUAUCGUUGCUUCUGGGGGCUAUGCUGAUGAUAUGGAGAAUGCUGAUGUUUUGAUAUACUCUGGACAAGGACCUCAAGAUCACAAACUUGAAAGGGGAAAUUUGGCUUUAAGGAAUAGCUUAUCCACAAAGACUCCUAUCCGUGUUAUCCGUGGUUGGAAAGAGACGACGGCUUCUGAUUCUUCGGAUUCAAGCGCUAAGAUAGUCUCGACAUAUGUUUAUGAUGGCCUCUACACUGUAGAAAAGUAUUGGGUGAAAACAGGGCAUCACGGUAAGCUAGUUUUUACGUUUGAGUUGCGGAGAAAUCCCGAUCAACCCAAGGUUGCUUGGAAAGAGUUGAAGAAGUCGCAUAAGUACAGAGCUCGUUCGGGCAUUUGCGUAAAGGAUAUUUCGGGAGGAAAAGAGCUAUUUCCUAUAUGUGUUGUGAAUGUGAUAGACAAUGAGAACCCCCCGAAAUUCAACUACAUAACCAAAAUGAUGUAUCCUGAUUGGUUUUCCCCUAUUCCCCCUCAAGGUUGCAAUUGUACAGGGAGAUGCUCCGACUCGGGAAAAUGCCUAUGUGCAGUAAAAAAUGGUGGUGAAAUCCCAUUCAACCAUAACGGAGCUAUAGUCGAAGUGAAACCUCUUGUCUACGAGUGUGGUCCUUCUUGCAAAUGCCCUCCUUCUUGCUAUAACAGAGUAAGUCAACAUGGGAUCAAAAUUCAGCUCGAAAUCUUCAAGACAGAAUCAAGAGGCUGGGGUGUAAGGUGCCCAACUUUUAUUCCAUCUGGAAGUUUUAUAUGCGAGUAUGCAGGAGAGCUCCUUGAUGAUAAAGAAGCCGAACAAAGAAUUGGCAAUGACGAAUAUCUAUUUGAUAUUGGUAGGAAUUAUCACGAUUCAGAAAAAUCAGUAAAUUUAGUCGAAGUUUGGGAAGAAGGCUUUACAAUUGAUGCAGGUCACUAUGGGAACAUUGGAAGAUUUAUCAAUCACAGCUGUUCACCAAACAUUUACGCGCAGAAUGUGAUCUAUGAUCACGAUGACACAAGAACACCCCAUGUAAUGCUUUUCGCGGCUGAGAACAUCCCUCCCUUGCAGGAACUGACUUACCAUUAUAAUUAUUCACUGGAUCAGGUUCUUGAUUCCAAUGGAAAUAUCAAGAUUAAGAGAUGUCAUUGUGGCUCUGCAGAAUGUAGUGGCAGGAUGUAUUAAGCUGUAGGAUGCUUAAAUUUUUUAGCCAUCUUUAUUACUAAAUGUUUGGGUGUUGUGUUCAAAUUAUGGUAUAUUUUGUCUCAUACCUUGUUAAGAGAGGUUUUUGUGGGGGUAUUAACUCGGUUUUGCAUGCUCAGGUAGAGUUUGGAGUUCUUUUAUUUCUUCGGAGAACUUUUGCUGAUAGUUUUAUCUCUAUUUUGUUGAAAGAGAGAUUUUGUAACCGUGAUUUUUUA